CAUUGGUUGCAUUAUAUCACGUGUGUGGAUCGAAAGAUGGCGUCUCCAAAUGGAGGUGAUGAUUUUGAAUCAUCUCUGCUGAGUUUUGAGAAGCUGGAUAGAGCAUCUCCUGACCUAUGGCCAGAGCAAUUGCCAGGAGUCGCAGAUUUUGCUGCAUCAUGCAAAAAUCCAAUUACUAAUUCUCCACCCAAAUGGAUGGCUGAACUGGAGAGUGAGGACAUUGAAAUGUUAAAAGAGCUGGGGAGCCUGACCACAGCCAACCUGAUGGAGAAGGUCAAAGGGCUACAGAACUUGGCCUACCAGCUGGGCCUUGAGGAGUCCAGGGAGAUGACCAGGGGAAAGUUCCUGAACAUCCUGGAGAGACCCAAAAAGUGAAGACCCAGGAUGUGUCUGCACAGAGAGUAAUACAACACCCAGACGACUGACUUGAGACAGAAGGGGAGUCAGACCUAUGCCUUUAUGUAUACACUCAUACUACUACUACCACCAUCAAGUCCCUGGAUUUGAAUAUUGACACUGGAGCUAAAUUCAUUCACUGCGGAGUUCCCCUCGAGUCAAAGGGCUGCAACACUUUUCACCCCCUGACCUGUACAUUUCUUUUGUCCUCAAAGGCAGUUCCAUUUACUUUUAUAAUGAUUUGAAAUGGUGAAUUACUUUCCUUUUUAGCUAGCUUGCAGGACUGUUUUGAAAUGUGUAUAUUCUAUAUUUAUUAUUUUUCUAUUUGGAGCAUUCUAAAAAAACAAAAGUGCAAUUUGACAAAGAAAAUUGUGUAAUUCUUGAAAAAUUGAAUAAAUUGCUCCCUCUUUUAGGCUAUAACAUGUUUAUUAAUUGUCCUUGUAAUUGGUAAUUACCCUCAGUGAGCAUCUAUGGAUACAAUUUCAUCUUUCAAUGGUUUAGGAUACAAUUAAAUUCACUUCAGAAACUGGU
Oncorhynchus gorbuscha (pink salmon) is the source of this 927-nucleotide messenger RNA. RefSeq names its product protein lin-52 homolog. Gene Ontology annotation, biological process: regulation of DNA-templated transcription. The record is from RefSeq and is a predicted model, not a curated record. NCBI's taxonomy places the organism in Eukaryota, Metazoa, Chordata, Actinopteri, Salmoniformes, Salmonidae. The transcript has 6 exons. Bases 37 to 375 code for a protein of 112 amino acids. Gene Ontology annotation, cellular component: DRM complex.